Messenger RNA from Prinia subflava (tawny-flanked prinia), 4936 nucleotides. RefSeq names its product large 60S subunit nuclear export GTPase 1 (gene LSG1). Gene Ontology annotation, biological process: ribosomal subunit export from nucleus. The record is from RefSeq and is a predicted model, not a curated record. Lineage: Eukaryota; Metazoa; Chordata; Aves; Passeriformes; Cisticolidae. Gene Ontology annotation, cellular component: cytosol. The transcript has 14 exons. Bases 2228 to 4189 code for a protein of 653 amino acids. Gene Ontology annotation, molecular function: GTP binding; GTPase activity.
CUAGAAAUGGGGAAAGGCGGCAGGGGAGAAAGGGCAACCUGUGGGAAAACCAUCCCAAUCUAAAUGCAGAGAUCUUUGUUCUUCAGGUUACCCUCAAAUCUCCCUGCCCCAGGAUGGGUUGCAGGUGGUGAGCAAGCCUCCUUUUCUCCUUUUCCCACUGCACCAGCACUUCUGCUGCCCUUGAGUGUCUCUUCCCAGUUCAUGCCAGCUCCGAGGGUCCCAUGGAGGUCCUCGGAGCUCUGCACUCUGUACUGGCAGGAUCACCAGCCAAAUAGCACGGUGGUGCCGAGGCUGUGCUGCCAGGGCUGUGCCAGUGGGAUUAUCAGAGCAUUUGCCUGUGGUUGAGCAGCCUGGGAAUGGCACUGCACGCGCCUCGGCUGUAGGGUUAGAAGUGCUGCCAGACCCGAGGCGUAGGGAUCGGCCAGGCUGGCUGGCUGCUUUGGCUGGUGAUUAUGCAUUGUGGAGGGAAGGUAACUUUUAACUGAAGUACAAAAGAAAGACAAUAAUGAGCAUUUAUAUUACUGCUUCAGUGCCCACAUAAAGACUUGAGAUGGUUUUAUUAAAGAUGACUUGAUUAGAAAUGAUUUUACUAAAUCUCUGCCUGCUGUCUGCAGUUCACCAGCCUUCCAUUGAAGGACCUUGCCUAAAUGAAAAGGCGACUGCUGAGUCCCCUUUCAUCCUUCUUAUUUGCCUUUAGGAAGCAAAGGAGGGGCCAGACCAAACUGGUGGUGGUGGCAGAGCCUGGGAUGAGCAUGGCAAAGGUUCAGACGUCCUUGGGAAAUUUAUGCCUAAGUUACUGGCUUUGAAAAGAAGAAGAAAAGAAAAAUUGUGUCUUCCUAAUGGGCAUUUAUCAUGGGGAGACAUCACAAAGCAAGAGAAAAGAAAAAAGAAAGAAAAGAGAAGAGACAGGAGAGAAAAGACUGCUCCUGCUCAGGGGGUUAUGCAUGCUGCCAUGCUGUUGGUGGCCGGCUCCUGAAGUUAAGCUUUGUCUGCCUCUGUUUUCCUGGGAUUAGACAGGUUAUUCUCCAGUUACAACUGAUGCACAUUACAGAGUUGUCGUGAAAACUGUCUGGCCUUAACCCAACACCCAUAAAGGAGAAAUGUUUCAUAAAUCAGUUCAGUGAGCAAGUACAGGUCAAGUUGUUUAUUAAUUUAACCUUCUCUUCCAUCUUGACCCGGACCAGCCACAAUGGCUGCUGCCAAAAUCCAUUCAGUGGUUCCCUGUCUGGUCAUGCAUUGUCCUCCAUCUGGCAAAGAUGCCCAGACUCUGGCUACAUAUUGCCAGCAACUUCAUAGUGUAGCUCCCACAGCUGCAUCCACAAUCCCGCUUUGCCACCAUCACUCCUCACAUGCAUGUUUGCUAUACUGGGAUGAUGGACACGAGGGAAGGGGAACCUGCACGGGCCUGGGCGUGUUACAGGGCAUGGGGUCAGCUUCGACCACAGGAGCUGGUGUCUUUCCCCAGAGGGAUACACAAACCCCUGGCCCAUGGCUGGCUGCCAGGCAGGGUUCUGCCCGAUGUGGUUUGACAGCAUCUGCACCAGGGUGAACCAGCAAGAGAAAUUGGCCCCACUGGCACUGCCAGGGGCUGGGCUGGGGCUGGCAACCCUGGGUGUCACUGCCCUGGGGUGGGAGUGAACCGUGUCCCCAGGCUCAUUACUGGUGGGGCUGGUGCCUGCUGUGGGAGGGAGGGGGCUGGAGCUGGGCCUGAGGAGGGGAGAGCCAGAGAGAUGUGUGUCCAUGCUGAGCACCACAGAGUGGGAGGGAUGGAAAGAUGGGUAGAUAGAUAGGUGGAUGGAUAGAUGGAUGGACGGAUGGAUAAUCACAGAACCAAGUGGGCUGGAAAAGACCUCUGAUACCGAGUUCAACACCGUAUCAACUAGACCAUGGCACUAAGUGCCACAUCCUUAAACACCGCCAGGGACGGUGACUCCACCACCUCUCUGCGCAGUCCACUCCAACGUCUGACCACCCUUUCAAUGAAAAAAUUCUUCCUGAUGUCCAACCUCAGCCUCCCCUAGUGCAGGUUCGGACCGUCCCAUCGUCGCGGGCUGGCCGGGCCCGGGGCGCUGGCACCGCCUGGCGGCAGACGCGGGGGCACCGCGGGGCGGGCGCGGCCGCGGCGCCGGGCGGCGGAAGGGGCCGGCGGCGGAAGGGGCGGUGGAAGCGGCGGUGGAACGCUGCCGCCGGCCCGCCCCUUCCGUCGGCCGUGCGGGGACGGCGGCACAUGGGCAAGAAGCGGAGCGAUGGGCUCGGGCGCUGCCUGCAGCGGCAGCGCGGGCUGGACCGCCGCGGCGCCUCCUCUUGGCUUCACGCCAGCGAGGUGGUCGUGGAGCGCGGCCCGGAGCUGCGGUCGGCGCCUGAGCAGAGCCCGCUGGAGGAGUUCCUGGCCACGGCCGAGCUGGCCGGCACCCGCUUCGUGGCCGAGCGUCUGAAUGCCCAGAUCGUGUCUGCCCAGAGCUGCACGGGCCUGCUGACAGCACAGGAGGCCCAGCGCGUUCGGCAGCUGCACCAGGAGAAUCAGGAGUUCCUGCGCAUCCCACGGAGGCCACAUUGGGAUAGGACAACCAGUGCAGAGGACUUGAAGCAAGCAGAGAGAGAGAGCUUUCUUGAGUGGAGGCGACAGCUUGCCCACCUCGAGGAAGAGAAAAAGUUAAUUCUAACUCCAUUUGAAAGAAACUUGGAAUUUUGGCGUCAGCUUUGGAGAGUCAUUGAAAGAAGUGAUAUUGUAGUCCAGAUAGUAGAUGCCAGAAACCCCCUUCUGUUCAGAUGUCAAGAUCUGGAAAGUUACGUUAAGGAAGUCAGUAAAGACAAGGAGAACAUGAUCCUGAUCAACAAAGCAGAUCUGCUGAGUGAGGAGCAGCGUGCUGCUUGGGCACAGUUCUUUGAGAAGGAGGGUGUCAAGGUGGUGUUCUGGUCAGCUUUGGCGGAGUCUGAACGGCUGUGCGGAGAGUCAAAGGAACUGGGCACUGAGGGGGCAGCAGAGCAUCCGAGCAGUUCUGAGGAUGAGAGCUCCAGUCAAGAAGAUGACAACACAGCACAGGGUGGCACAGAAAGAGCAUCCACAGGCAGCACUUGGCAAAGUGCAAACCAGGUUCUGGUGAGUGAUGAUAACAGCAGCGAUGAAUAUGAAGACUGUGAAGAUGAUGAAGAGGAGGACUGGCACACCUGUUCUGAAGAUGAAGCUGGUGACAACAUAAAUGCUAUUGCUCCAGAGAGGAUGGGAAGCAGGACUGAUGGUGCUGCAGUGCAGCAUGGAGUGCAGGAGCAGAACAUGAACAUCAGGAACUUCAGCCAUCUGGUACAGAGAAAUGAGCUGCUGGAGAUAUUCAAAACUAUGCACAAUGGACCGAGGGUGAAAGAUGGGGAAGUAAAUGUUGGGCUGGUGGGUUAUCCUAAUGUUGGCAAAAGUUCAACCAUCAACACAAUCCUUGGAAAUAAGAAGGUGUCGGUGUCUGCUACACCAGGCCGUACAAAACACUUCCAGACCCUGUAUGUGGAGCCUGGCCUGUGCCUUUGUGAUUGCCCCGGUUUGGUGAUGCCAUCUUUCGUCUCUACCAAGGCAGAAAUGAUUUGUUCUGGAAUUCUGCCUAUAGAUCAGAUGAGGGACCAUGUCCCACCUAUUUCUCUAGUUUGCCAGCAUAUCCCACGAAACGUUUUGGAAGCAACCUAUGGAAUAAAUAUCAUAAGGCCAAGGGAAGAUGAGGACCCAGACCGAAAGCCAACAGCUGAAGAGCUGCUAACAGCAUAUGGAUAUAUGAGGGGCUUUAUGACAGCUCAUGGACAGCCAGACCAGCCGAGAUCAGCUCGAUAUGUGUUAAAAGAUUAUGUCAAUGGGAAGCUGUUAUAUUGCCACCCACCUCCUGGUAUUGACCCAGAUGAUUUUCAGCACCAACAUCAAAGAUGCCCUGACAGUACAACUCUGCAGGCCACUGGACAGGUGAAGCCUGAGAAAAAUACCAAAGCAAAACAAAUUGAAAAUGUGGUGGACAAAACGUUUUUCCAUCAGGAGAACGUUCGUGCCCUGAUGAAAGGGGUCCGGGCUGCCAUGGGGUACCGGCCUGGGGGCGGCCUCGUGCCUGCGACUGCAUCCAGCCCUGCCAAUGUGGCUGGAAAGCCCUGGAAAAAACACGGAAACAGGAACAGGAAGGAGAAAAUCCGCAGGAUCACGAAGCACCUGGAGGCUUAGCUGUGGCACCAGUAUCUUGCCUUUUCAGGGCAGGGACUGCACUGUCUCACAGGCCUUAAUUGAAGGGGUAAAAAACCAGAUAAGUGGGCAUCACCAGCUCACCUGGGAGCUCUGUGCAGUGGAGUGGCCUGGCAGAGGAUGAGAGUGGGCUCUGGUGGCUGGAGUUCACCCCUUCUGAGAACAAAAGAGACCUGGCUGUUCGUGUUAUCUGGAAGCCAGCCCAGAUAUUUCACUGCUGCUGAAACAUCCUUUCAAUGGGAGCAGAUGGAGCUGUGCAGGAAUGUUUUUUUCCUUCCAUAAAGGAUGUAUUUUAUAGCUCUUGCAGUCAAAGUCCUGUAAAACUGACUAAAAUCUUUAAACUGUUGAAUUUCAAUGAGUGAUGUUUGUUACACUCUGAGACAAUAUUGCUCAUCUUUUUUUUUUUCUUGGUCUUUAAGGCUUGUUUGUUGAUUUGACUAAAUGCUUUAAUGUGUUGACAAACGAGGUAAAAUGAUCUUUAUUGCCCUCUUCCUUCUCUUCUGUUCUCAGCCCUAUUCUGUAGAAUCUGUAACGACUCCCUGUUUCCUAGCUUGAGCAAAGCACAGCACACCAUGCAAGGAAAAUGUUGCUUUUAUAUCCUUUACACUGAGCUGGUAUCAGUUGUUUCUGUGUGACUUCCCACUGGUAUUUUAAAACAUUGGCUCCUUAUGACUGGCUAAAAAUCUGGUGCUAAUUUGUCCUUAAAUAUAUUUGAGAUUUUGCUUCCUA